Molecule: messenger RNA, 2542 nt
Organism: Paraphaeosphaeria sporulosa
Lineage: Eukaryota; Fungi; Ascomycota; Dothideomycetes; Pleosporales; Didymosphaeriaceae
Exons: 2
Coding region: 170-2140 (656 amino acids)
Source: RefSeq, a predicted model, not a curated record
CGCAUCUCGACCGCGUAGGACGCCCACAAUUCAUGCUCGCACCGCUCAAUCUCUGCCUUUGCUAUCUAGCACUUGGACGUCGUAGCAACGCUGCAUAUUCUCUUGUCUGGCCAUGGGUUGAGUUCAUACGUUUGGUCUUCGAGCUUGAUAUCGAUAAAUUGGUCAGGCUAUGGCGCGACGCGCCCGUGUGCAGGUCAAUCAGCUUUCCUGCGCAGCAGACCAGCUGCAGCCGAAACCUUUAUUCAGAAAACACUUCGCUUCUAAACCAGCACAAGUCAAUCAGCUUCAACGCGCAGCAUGCCAUUUGCAACUGGAACCGUCAUUCACAAAAGUAUCUUAUGGAGAAGUGCAGGGUUCAUUUGACCCUCCUCUAUAUAGCAAAGAAUGGCUGCACGUCAUACCAACCUUUCGAGGCAGAAAUCGCUGGAUAGCUCGUGGCGUGGACCGUGCGACCGUAGGAGAUGUUGCUCUCGUGGAUGCCAGCGCUAGAAAUGAUUUGCGCUCUGUAGCGAUCCGUGAAGCAGACUAUAGUCUUGCUCUUCAGCGACUGCGCGUCAGCCAAGCACAUGAACGCUCGUUGAAUGAGAAGCUCGCCUCUCUGCAUAGAGGCGAAUAUCUCGUCGAGAAGGGCCUUCUUUUUGCUCGUCUCCUGAUUGCAGACAUUGAUUCCAUUGCGCAAUGGUUCUCAUCUACUCCACCUCAUAUAUUUGCUCCUCUGAGAGAGCUUCACGGGCAGAUUUUAUCUGACUUGUUCGACCUGAAACACGAAGUGAAUGCUUUGAGUAGCGUGCUAAGAGUUCGACUAAACCAACAUUUAGGGGCAGAUACAAUACGACACAUGGCGGUCAUGCAUAAACUGGCGAUUCCCAUUCGGAAAGAACACCACAAGAGAUAUGCCAUGAAAAAGUCAAUACGGCGCAUUUGGAAACAAACACGGUCUCCUGGCGACUAUAGCGCCGCCGCGCUAGAUGAGAACGACGAAUUUUAUGACUUCACUGAAGCAAGUGUGCGCGGUGACCGAGAAGACCUCCAUGCCUUGGAGAUUCACGAAGAUGUCCAGAGAACACUCGCGCUCGACCGUGAUCCAGCUAGAUGGAUAGCCACAAGUUUCAACAUGUGGUUUGAACACGUUAUGCAACAGAGAUGGCUAUCACUCCGCCGCGUAAUAUACCCCCUAAUAAAGUUUGCCAAUUCGGACGAAACUACACCCAACCAAAAGCGUAUGCGAAAGCUUGCGCAUGAUUCUUUCAGACAGAGAUUGGAUGAACAAGAAUUCCGACUUCCGAAACCGUAUGGACAGGACGGCUUCCACGGCCAGGACUUGUUCACGCUCGUGCGGGAGUUGCAGUGGAUCCGCAACUACCGUAUCGAGAGGUUCCCUGAGUCCAUUGGGAAGGAUGAAAUCCGUUUGGCUCGUGACUUCUACGGACACAUGCGUGGGGCGCUUUACAGCAGAGCCCACAACGAGGAUGUGCACCGCUACUGGAGGAUGAAUUACAAGCGCUUCGCUCGUCAAUCUGGCCAUGACAAGGACCAGGUGCAGGGGAUGGAGGGUGGGGGAGGCAGAGGGGAGGGGGUGGGGCACGGAGAGGUUGUGGGUGGCGGCAUCGAAAGCUCACCCAGAGGCAACCAAACGAUGCCGUACAACACAAAUACUGCCAGGAAGCCUCCCGAGGCCCACGUGUCGAGAAAAGCCGAGUCGAGACGUGUUAUCAGUAUCGAAAGCUCUGAGUUUCUCGCCACAGCUGAACAACCCCAACGCGAGGCGCCAGCUCUGGUCAUGGCGUUCCAGGCCUCCCAGGCUUUCCAGCGCGCACACGCGAAGCCCGUCUCCCACGCCUCCUCAAGCCUCUCGACAGAUCGACCGACGGAACCUCAGCUGGCCGCUUUGCGUCCUAGUGAACCCGCCAUCCACGACCCCUUCGCUGCGAGAGAACGACCGGAAGCCCAAGCGUCGUGCCCCAACGUAGCGCCCAGAGCAAGCUACAAGGGUACAUAUAAGGCUGCGUCGAAAGUCAAGCGUACUGGGACGAGGAGCGCCACUCCUCCGAUAGCUGGAAAAAUUUCAAAAGCUAGAAAGGUGGGUGUUGGCACCAGACUUGCUAAUCUCCUCCACUUCCAAAAACGUUCGCAGCGUUGACGCUUCUGUGUUAUUGUUUCUGUUUCUGGUUCUGGAGGGAGAGCCUUGCAUUUGCAUCGUUCCGAGUACAACAAUCGGUGUUAUAUGGAUGGUGAGUGGGUUGUGGGCAGUAUUAUGUCUCUGGUUCUGGAGUAAGUGUGCUAGUUCGCCAUUUGGACCAGCAUAUCGAUAUCAUCUCGCGCCUUUGUGCGAUCAUAGGAUAUCUAUAUCUUUUGACAUUUUCGGCACCUUCUCUCUGCUUCAAUUACACGUACUUGAACAAUUUGGUUCGAGCUGCGCUGGAGAUUCUCAGCCCGUGUUAUAUCCGAUCCGGCGGCUGAAUGUCUGCCAUUGCUAGCUUUGGUAAUAUGGGAAAAGAGAAUCGCAUACGCCCAACCAACCACACUUUCCACACUUUCCAAG